This is a messenger RNA of Schistosoma haematobium, 1494 nucleotides long. RefSeq lists its product as uncharacterized. The coding region runs from base 1 to 1413 and encodes 470 amino acids. The record is from RefSeq and is a predicted model, not a curated record. NCBI's taxonomy places the organism in Eukaryota, Metazoa, Platyhelminthes, Trematoda, Strigeidida, Schistosomatidae. The transcript is spliced from 4 exons.
AUGUUAAACGGCCACACAUCAUUUGCCGAAGGUCGUCGGUAUGUAACAAUAAUGAAAAUAGUUACAUGUGACGUUACUAACAACGUGGUUGAGAAGACUGAGGAUUUGGAUAAUUUGGCUAAUGAUUUAGGGCACAUUCUGUCUGAUAGUUUGCGACAUGUAGAUGGCGAUUUCAAUUAUGAGUUGUCUUUCACUGCUUUAUCUGAUCUCGAUACUCGAUUCAUGCUGAUGCUCGACAAGAGUAUGAUGCCUCAGUCCAACACAGACCAUUUUAGACCUGUUAAGAAUGCCUGGGUGAAGUUUGCCGCAAUGGCCUCUGCAUACGUCUACAAAAAUGUUGGUCAAUCUGUUUCCAAACCUCUUCAAAAAUGGCUGGCGAAUGCUGCCAGUGCUGCAAUUCUCGCUGGACUACUUGCAGAAGUGUCUGAGUCAUGCGAUUCAGAUGAACGAACUAGUUCUGAUGGAGAGACAUCUGUCGAAAAUAUCUCCACACCUGACAGAGUAGUGGAGAAUAUUCAGGAUGGUGCCUGGUACUAUGGCCGUUGGACCGUUGACAAUGUUGCAAGCGGUGGUGAAAUGGUGGAUGUGAUCGAUGCUGAAAUGACAGAUGCAUGUAUUCGAGUGAUGAUUGCUGCUGUUGUUAAUUAUCUCCAGGAGAACAGAUUUGCUCCGUGUGGUUUGUUGAGAGACAGUUAUGCAAGUGCGAUACUGAGAAGUGAUCUAAUGGAUAAGUAUGGAUUAUCAGACGAACAUGAUAAAAUUGAAGCGAUGCGUAUUACUGGUAGUUGGGUCUCGAAACUGUAUGUGUUUCACAUGGCGACGAAGCAUCGUGAUUUGGAACAUCCAAUCAGACCUAUAAAUAAUGUUGGUUUGGUGCGUCCUCUGAAACUAGAUAUCAAACAGUGUUUCGAGGACUUGACAGCUAGAUUUAUCCGUACACGAAUCGCACAUCAGAUUGCCAGUCGAAUGGUGCGAUCUGUGUGCAUAGUGUUUUUCGAAGAUUUGAAUGAAUUGAUUGAGUUGCGGAAGCUGUAUCGUCAAAUAUCCAGUGAUCCAUUUUAUUAUCACACUGACUGUGAAUAUUUGACGAAUUCAUCUCGACCGUCAGUCAGUGACAAGAUGAGUAGUAUAUUUGGUCGAUUGGUCACCUAUUUGAGUGUUUUUGAGCCGAAUAGUGAACUGUUUGAUUAUCCGCAGUUGAAGAUGAAUGGUAGAACUCGAGAACAACACUAUGUUGAUUACAGUGAGAACUGGAAGAAGGUACUGGAGACGAUUUAUACAGACUUGUGUAUGUCGAAGCAAAUUGUAGAUGGGAUUCGGCGAAAUGAAAAACUUUUGAGAGAAUGUUGGAAUGAAUAUGGUAUCGAGUCAAAUAUAUCGGAUUUUAUUUUCCGAUAUUCACUUAAUCGUUAGAUAUUUUGUUUGUUCAUUGACAUCUCAAGAUUAAAAUUUUGUUAUUAACAAAUUGCAAUAUUAUUCUUCUUAUUCAUAAAA